Molecule: messenger RNA, 1054 nt
Organism: Leptidea sinapis
Lineage: Eukaryota; Metazoa; Arthropoda; Insecta; Lepidoptera; Pieridae
Exons: 8
Coding region: 130-981 (283 amino acids)
Source: RefSeq, a predicted model, not a curated record
AAAACAAGGAUGUUAUUUGUCAAAAUUGUAAAGCGUGACAUUUAGCUAUUUGUAUGUUUCAGAAAAUUGGUGUAAAUAUAUUGUGUUCAAAAGGAAAACACGUAUGGAUGCUUAAACCUCUUUUAGAAAAUGUCGGAACAAGAAAAGAAAAGUGGCAGCGCGAACAGUUCGCCGUUAGUUGUACUCGAAAAUACGGGCAAUAGCCGCCACAAACCAUCGCUUCAUCGACACACACAAUUACAAGAUGACUCUGAACUUCAUCACAAGCGCUCUAAAGCUCCUGCAGUGCCAUCUGCCGUUGCAGAAGAAUUGAAAAAUUUGACACAAAAAGAUGCUGCUGAUGAAAAUAAACCCAGAAAAGAACAUGCGGUGUCUUCGGAAAAGGUAAAACAAACAUCUAAAACGCCGUCACCCGACACGAAUAAACGAGGAUCUACUCCUGAGUCGAUCCCAUUAAUCGUUAUGGACGUAGAGGAAAAGAACGUUGCACUAACGCCAUCGUCCCAGCCGAUACCGGAUAAUAUUGAAUUGGAAUCAAAAAUUAUAGUUAAGGCUCCUGAAAAAGAGGCAGAUAAGAAUGAUGACGCGGACAGCAUAACAGACGAAAUCACCGAGUUAAAUGAUCCAAAUAAAAAAUAUGCAAAUUGGGAUAUAGAUGGCAAGAGUCAAGCUUGGAUCCUGGAGAGAAGAGCAUCAGUCGGCCCGUGCUACAGACCCGGAUUGCCGUUCGAAGGGCCGUCGGGAAUCACGAUACACAUGCCUAAGAAAUCGACAAGCAUAUCCCGUCCUUCAGGCAUCAGUAUCAAUAUAUCGAGGAGGAAUAUUUCGACUAAAUCGCUGUUUCAAAAUAUUGAUUUAGGCCCCGAAAAUGAAGUGAAACGACGUGAGAAGACUAAGGAGACCGGAGAUAAAUUUUUCGUGUGCUUGAAAGGAACUUUCGUGAACGUUCAGAACAAGAUUAAAAGAGUUUUUAAUUGUUAGCUUAAAGUCCAAUACUUUGUUAGAUAUUAUUAUUGUUUUUAAAUACUUUAUUUUUUCUAAAUUACCAUUUUAU